Messenger RNA from Theileria orientalis strain Shintoku, 1023 nucleotides. RefSeq lists its product as uncharacterized. The coding region runs from base 1 to 1023 and encodes 340 amino acids. Lineage: Eukaryota; Apicomplexa; Aconoidasida; Piroplasmida; Theileriidae. The transcript is spliced from 8 exons. The record is from RefSeq and is a predicted model, not a curated record.
AUGCAACAACAUAUUUCACUUAUUUUCAUACUAUCGCCUUUAAUUAAAUUUUUGUGUAGUCCAGGAAGAAGGUGGAAUAAAAAGAAUAAAUCCAUUGGAAGGAUUCUUUCAUAUUUGUUCAUUUCAUUUCUCAUAUUUUACAAAUUAACAAAAAGGGAAAAGAAUUGUUUUCAACUCUUAAACGUUACUCCAUUCACACCUUAUGACGUCAUUAGGAAAUCAUUUAAGACCGUGGCAUUUAAUUUGCACCCAGACAGGAAUAAAAGCGAAGACGCAUCGGUUAAAUAUUCCAACCUGGUCGAGAAGUAUAAGCACAUAUCUACGCCAGAAUCGCAUUACAGAUAUACUAGGUUCUCAGACUUAGUGAAGCCAGAACUAGGCUCAAUCAAUGAAAUGGGCUUCAUGGAUUUGAUAACACUGGCGCUUUUAAAAAGCUUCAUGACGGUCGGGGCCACCAUUUUAAUUCUACUGUUGAGCAAUGAGAAGAUUAUAUGGCAUCCACUUCUCGUUUAUCAGCUAUUUAUGCUCUUUUUCGACAUAUAUUUAAGGCUGUCAGACGAGUUGUUUUUCACAACUAAGUUGCCAUUUUUUAAAUAUUAUGUUACAUUUGAGAUUUUACAGCUUUUCAAUGAAUUCAAAUCGUAUUUUAUGCACUCGUCAAUUUUGUUCCCUGACAAUAGUAGAACGCCCACUGCUAUCGGAUCUAAUCUUUUGAUAAACAACCUGGCGUUGCUCAGCAAACUGGACGCCUUAUUGAAUAAACUGAAGAGAAUGUUAGGUCCAUACGGCGAAGAAAUAGAUGACGACGACGAAAAAGUAGUUCCAGAUGAACACGUGGUCGAAGUUAAUAAGACGAUUAAGAGGAAAUACGGCGAAAAUUACUUCCUGGAUUGGUCUAAGGAAGCUAAGCUCAAAUACAAGAAGCUGGCACUCCACGGGGAAAAGUUAACCAGUGAAGAAGGGGCCAACGUGUUCUCGUUCCUCUUCACCUCCGGAAUUAUUCUCCUAAGCUUCAUGAAGUAG